AUGCCGUACAGACCUGAAGCCGAAUUGAAACGUCCAGAUUUAAAAGGCGAAUUCCUCUGCGGUCAUUGCGGGAAAACAUUCUGCCACGCAGCUUCGCUCAAUCGCCAUCGCCUCAAUUUCCACGGCGACGAUCAACAAUGCCUCAUUUGCAUGCAACAAAUCUCACAAAAUGACACAGUUCGAAGACAUAUGCAUAUAAAUCACGGGAUUUUGCGUGUCUUCACAUGCGGUUGUUGUAAUUGGACAUUUCCAGAUAAAAAGGUUGGUUUGAUUAUUUAUUUUCAUUUUUUUAAUUAAAAAAAAUCUAACAUUCAUUUAAAAAAAUUAAUUUUCAGGAGUUGCAUUCUCACAAUAAUUGUAUGAUGAAAACAGGGAAGCCAGGAGAAGCCAAAGCGAUUGCAAUCAGCAGUCGACCACCAGGUAAACUCUUACCAUUUUGUUAUCAUUCAGUGAAAUCUGUUUGAUACAUCCAAAACCGCAUUCUCUCUUUCGCUCUCUCAUAUAAAUUGAUUGAUUGACAUUUUUGUUGAUCAUUAUAAUUAUAUGCGAGAGAAGAGGGGACCCCUAAUGCUUUAGUUGCUUUUUUUAUAUAACUAUAGUUGCGUUGCGUUGAAUGACCUUGUACUAGAGUUUUAUUUGAAAGAUGGGAUAAGUAUUUAUGAUAGAGGUGAAAAUUGGUCCUAGAAAAUGUAGCUUUGGAUUAUCUUUUGGAGAGGGGAAAUCGGCUGAAUUGAAAAUCUUGAAACGUAUAUUUUUUGGGAAUUUCAUUUUUUUUAAGAUGUUAGGAUUUCUGAAUUUUUUAAAGGUUUUUUGAAUUUUGAACAAGGUCCCGACUCCUGAAAAUGCCACGUGGAUUUUAUAGCCUACCAAAAUUCUACGUGGAUUUUCUAGGCUCCUGAGAAUACCACGUGGAUUUUCAAGCUUCCUGAAAAUUGCCACGUGGAUUCUAAAGCCUUUUGAACAUACGACGUGGAUUUUCUAGCCUCCAAAGAAUGCCACGUAGAUUUUUGAGUUUUCUGAAAAUGCCACGUGGAUUUUAUAGCCCUCUGAAAAUGCCACGGGGAUUUUAUAGUCUCCCAAAAUUGCCACGUGGGUUCUAAAGCCUCCUGAACAUUCCACAUGGAUUCUGUAGCCUCCAAAAAAUUAUACGUGGAUUCUCGACCCCUCUGAAAAUGCUACGUGGAUUCUAUAGGCUUCCGAAAUUUCCACGUAGAUUUUCGAACUUCCUGAAAAUGCCACGUGGAUUUUCUAGCCACCGGAAAAAAUAAUUUGGGGCAAAACUCGAAAAAUAUACUGAAUGUUCAAUUUCAAAUUUUCCAGGAUCCCUCUCACAACAUGAAUUACGCGGUGAAGAACGUACACCAACUGCACGGGCUCUCAAAAAGAAGAUCAAAACCGAAAACGCGUCACCAAACUCCGGCACCAACACACCAUUGUUCACACCAACAAAACCAUCAUCAAAUCAAGCGGCGGCCACAAAUGCAUUAUUCGGAAUGGGUUUGAAUCCGAUGAUGAUGGUUUCGGGUCAACCGAUUCCAACCAAUUGGAUUCAGGCACUUUUCAUGACAAAUCCAUCACUUCUUCCGUUUAUUCAACAAACUCAAUUGAAUUCUUCUUCUUCACAACAAGAAUCAAAUGGACAAUCGGAAGAGGAUAAUGCUUUUGAGACUUCUUCAAAUUCUGAAAGAGCUUCGACUUCAUUAUCUGGAAAUAGUUUUGUUUCAUCGAUUUUUAAUAACAAUGGAAUUCAUCAAGCUGAAGAAGAGGAAGAAGAAGAGGAUGUUUUUAUUGAUAAUGAGGUUAAGGUAUGUAUUUAAAUUUUACUCUAGUGAUUUACAAAUAAUUAUUGAUUUUUUUUGUAGCCACAAAAAAUGGAUGAUGAUCAUCUUUUGGUUAGCAAAUCAUUUGCAAGAGAUCUUUUGAUUGUUCGAACUGAUCCAUCAGAAUCUUCGACAAGCAGUGGGCCAGAAUCUGGAAUCGGAUCAUCUGGCGAUGAUGUAUUUACACCUUCACCAUGUUCAUUGUCACUUCGAUCGAAGGAAGGUUCACCAAAUGGAUCUGUUGAAGAAGAACAUGAGACAACUUCAUUUUCCUCACCAUUAGAUGUUGUUAAUUUGCUAGCUUCGCCUGGAAAUCGAAAACGGAAAUCGGUGGAUGAUAUCGCGUCGCUUUUAUUCAAGAAAAAGCUGAAGAUGGGUUAA
Messenger RNA from Caenorhabditis angaria, 2201 nucleotides. The record is from the annotation of a GenBank genome assembly. NCBI's taxonomy places the organism in Eukaryota, Metazoa, Nematoda, Chromadorea, Rhabditida, Rhabditidae.